GUCAAGAUGCGUGCCUCCUUCUUCCUUGCUGCAGCCUUGUCGGCUCUGACAGUCCAGGCCGAUGACAAAACCACCACGGUGGGAAUCUAUAGCCCGGACUGGGAUGUGAAAUACCAAAUGUACGGCGGAUGGACCAGCACCGGUGCCAGUGUGGCCGGCAUCAACGACGCGGCCACCACCUACAAGGUUGGCUGUAUCAAGGAUGCUCCCAAGACCGACUGCAACAUCGAGAACUCGUGGACCAUCAUCCAGGGUCCCUCGACCAUCAGUCUGACCGCCGAAUACAUUGCGUCAAUCUCGGACGAGAGCACGAGCUACGACCUCACAGUCACUCGCUCCUACGAGUGUUCCCUCAAGUCCUGGACUGAGGCGGCCAGCUGCAACAUGCUCGCGGCCAUGACAGGUAGUGUCGACGGCGGGUCAAUUUCCUCGUCCACCUCAACCCAUUCGUCAUACGGCCCGACUAAGACAUUCUAUAAGCUGGUGGUCACCGGCGGAGUCAAGUCGCUGACCGAACCCGCCGCCACCAAGACGGCCGGAGCUGCUGUUCGCAAUGGCGCCGUGGACGCGAUGAUUACCGCAGCCCCCAUGGUCGCCGCAGCGGCGGCGGCAGCCCUGUUGUAG
This is a messenger RNA of Aspergillus homomorphus CBS 101889, 624 nucleotides long. RefSeq lists its product as uncharacterized. The annotation marks the transcript as partial. Lineage: Eukaryota; Fungi; Ascomycota; Eurotiomycetes; Eurotiales; Aspergillaceae. The record is from RefSeq and is a predicted model, not a curated record. The transcript has a single exon.